Messenger RNA from Nicrophorus vespilloides, 814 nucleotides. Its product is annotated as cephalotocin receptor 2-like. The transcript has 5 exons. The record is from RefSeq and is a predicted model, not a curated record. Gene Ontology annotation, biological process: G protein-coupled receptor signaling pathway. NCBI's taxonomy places the organism in Eukaryota, Metazoa, Arthropoda, Insecta, Coleoptera, Silphidae. The coding region runs from base 1 to 678 and encodes 225 amino acids. Gene Ontology annotation, cellular component: membrane. Gene Ontology annotation, molecular function: G protein-coupled receptor activity; peptide binding.
AUGCAUUUGAGAAGAUCGGACAUAAGUAACAUAGAAAGAGCAAGGAUACGAACGCUCCGAAUGACCAUCACCAUCGUCGUGGUCUUCGUGAUCUGCUGGACACCGUACGUCGUGAUGACCCUCUGGUACAUGUUCGAUCGGAACAGCGCGGAACAAGUUCCUUCAUGGCUCCAAGACACUCUCUUCAUGAUGGCCGUUGCGAACAGCUGUAUGAAUCCUUUAGUCUACGGAAGCUACGCCAUCAAUUUCCGGAAGGAACUGAGCCGUUGUUGCUGCUGCUGCUGUCACACCAAUUCACCGGAACACAGACCAAAGGGACAAAGAAUUACAGCAGGGCAAGGUGUAAGGCUGCCCAAGAAACUCUUAAAAUGCGGUCGCGCCCUACAAGCAGCAGCUGGAUCCGGAGCGACGAGAAGCACAGCGAUGAUCCACGGCGUUAUAACGAACAAGUCACAAACCAAUCGACCCGAAAACCAUUACGAAGGUCUUCUGCCCAAGAAAACGGACAGACCGCCGAGCGUCGGACAAAUCUCUUUCGUAUCGGAAAACUCUUCGACAAAGGGAUACCACAGACCCAGUUUCCACAGCGAGCCAGGACCUUGCUCGGAUAGAAUGGAGGACAUCUGCAAGGCCACCAGACACAAAUCUGAAGCGUCAGUUCCAACGGAACCGUUAUAGGGUUUUGCCUUGUCGCCUAGGUGCGACAUCAAAAUAGGUGCAUCAAUCAACGAUACGGUCGUGCUCUACACGAAGAGGGACGAACUGAUGAAGUCGAGGAACAUAUAACACCCGGUAUUACAACUUAACGCUAACA